ACAAAACCGAACGAAAGUGAACUCCACUCCCCCGAAGCGUAGAAAAAAUGUAUAAAGAAUCCUCCCUCCACCCAGUAGAUGGCAGUGUUUACUCGAUUCGUACUCUUUGGCUAACGAAUGUUCUUCGAAUCGCUCUGUGAUGGCUCGUUUUGUUUCUCUUUGUUUAAUUUCGCCGGCGGGCUGCUCAGACUGCGAUAAGAGGCUAGAGUGUGCAGUUAGGGGUUAAAAGCAAACAAAAGAAGAAAAAUAAAAGAAAAAGAGCGACGAGAAGAGAAAGGAGAGGAACAGUGCCGGUUGCCCACUUCUCCGUUCACAUGGUCUUGCAGAAAAAGUUUCUUACGACAUCUGGUCCUGGACUUUCCACAUGAGAAGUAAAUCUUAGAGGAAAAGAGGAAAACGCUUGGGAAGAAGGGUUUUACACAGAGCAUGGCCUCCAUCAAGGACGACCGCGUGGAUGAAAGACUGACCCGCAUUAAACAAGAGGAGUUGAGCACCCCAGAAAAUUUGUGUGUGAAGUCGGAGGAAUGCGAAGAAAGAAUUUCAGCUGUUAAAGAAGAGUGCAUGGAGGAGAUUGUUGAAGUUAAGGUGGAGGAUGUGGAUGAUUUCUCGGUUCGUCGUGAACUGCAAAACCCUGAAACUAGAAAUCGGUUCAAACAAGAGGUUUCUGAAGAGUCUCAUUCAGCUUUACAGCAUUGGGCCACUAAUACAGGGCAACCGGCUACCCAACCGGACCUGAAAUCCGAAUUCUGCGAGUUUGAAGAGCAUGUCGAUGAAGAACAUGGGAGAGAAGGAGAAGAGCAGCAGUCAUCUAGGAGAGCUGGAAUACAUCUCCAGGAGACCUGCAGCCUCUCUGCUUCAUUUGCUCAGACGUCUCCUCACGGCCGACUGCAACAGGACAAGAUGAAGAAAUCAACAAGAGGAUCGGAGCAUUUGACAGCAGCUUCUUUCCAGUGCAGUUCGCUUCCUGCUACCAGACAAACACAGACAGAAGCCAUCAGCACUGACCAGCUAGCGUUUAACACAGAGCAAGAGGUCUUGUGUGCCAGUGGAAAGUAUGGAAAAACGUUUAAAACCAAAUCUGAUGGUAAAGAUAAGUCGAUUCAUACAAUACAGAAGCCAUAUGCCUGUGCUGAAUGCAGCAAGCUGUUUUCGCACAGAAACAGUCUACACAGACAUAAAAGAAUUCACACUGGAGAAAAGCCCCACUGCUGUGCAGAGUGUGGCAAACGAUUCCCUCGUAACAGUGCCCUUCAGCGGCACACACUCGUUCAUACUGGAGAGAAGCCAUACAGCUGUGCUGAAUGCAAUAAAAGUUUUUCAGAAAAAAGCAGUCUUCACAGACAUUCGAAAAUUCACACUGGAGACAAACCUUAUUGCUGUGCUGAAUGUGGGAAAGGAUUCUCAGUUUUAAGUAUGUUUCAUAUCCACCUGAAAAUUCACAGUGGAGAGAAGCCUUAUUGUUGCUCAGAAUGCGGCAAACAAUUCUCUCAUGCUAGCGCUUUUCAGCAGCACGUACGAAUCCACACUGGAGAAAAGCCGUACGUCUGUUCCGAAUGUGGUAAAGGAUUUACUUACAGUAGCAAUCUUCGUCAACACACACAAACUCACACGACCACAAAGCCAUACGGCUGCUCGGAAUGCGGCACGCGGUUCGCCGAUAGCCGCGCCCUUCAGAGCCACGCACGGUUUCACAUGGGAGAAAAAAAAUAUUGCUGUUCUGAAUGUGCCAAACGAUUUUCUCAUCCUAGCAAUCUCCAGUCACAUAUGCGAGUUCACACUGGAGAAAGGCCAUGUUCUUGCACCGAAUGUGGCAAGCAAUUCUUUGACCGUAGCGGUCUUCAGCGGCACAGGAGAAUUCAUACUGGAGAAAAGCCAUACUGCUGCCCUGAAUGUGGCAAACGAUUCUCAGCCAGUAGCUCUCUGCAGCAGCACACACGGAUUCAUACAGGGGAGAAGCCAUAUUGCUGUCCUGAAUGCGGUAAACGUUUUUCACACAGGAGAAGCCUUAAUCUCCACUUAAACAUUCACACGGGAGUGAAAACAAUCGGAGCUGAGCUAGCUGGGGAUCAAGACAACUGACACUGUGCCAGGGUGCUGAGGGCAGCAGGUCUCAUCAAAAGAAAAUUCCCGGAUUUCUCGUCUGCCUACCAUUGAUUAACUCAUAUCUGUGUGAACUGUGACAAGAGACACGAGUAGGAACGACUGAGGUGAAAGGCCUUGUUCUGUAGUGCAACAGACUGGGACUGUUAGCACACAAAUUCACACAGAGAAUCUUCAUUAGUGUUCUGAAGGUGGGAAACAAAUCUUUCAUAAAAGGUACACUUCAACAACCUGUGACAAUUUAUAGCGGAUAGUAACCAGGUUCAGAACAGAGCUGUGGACACCUCCAUAGUCCAACAACCACUCAAUGGACAGUUCUUAGGCUUCAUUUAUAUUUUGAACUUCCUUGCUUUUUCAACAAAUCGGUCUUUAUGUGUACUUAUUAUGUAAUAUGAACAUUUUUGUAUUUGCAUUUUACCUGUGAAUUUAUCACAGUGGUUGAGAAAAUAAACAAAC
Erpetoichthys calabaricus (reedfish) is the source of this 2556-nucleotide messenger RNA. RefSeq names its product gastrula zinc finger protein XlCGF26.1-like. Lineage: Eukaryota; Metazoa; Chordata; Cladistia; Polypteriformes; Polypteridae. The record is from RefSeq and is a predicted model, not a curated record. The transcript is spliced from 3 exons. Bases 427 to 2079 code for a protein of 550 amino acids.